Molecule: messenger RNA, 2134 nt
Organism: Lontra canadensis (Northern American river otter)
Lineage: Eukaryota; Metazoa; Chordata; Mammalia; Carnivora; Mustelidae
Gene: ACSM3
Product: acyl-CoA synthetase medium chain family member 3
Exons: 14
Coding region: 192-1952 (586 amino acids)
Biological process (GO): fatty acid biosynthetic process; acyl-CoA metabolic process
Cellular component (GO): mitochondrial matrix
Molecular function (GO): fatty-acyl-CoA synthase activity; fatty acid ligase activity
Source: RefSeq, a predicted model, not a curated record
UACUGCCAGAACUAACACAGAAGCGAGAGUUCAAGUUUCAGGACUGCUCUCCCAGGAAACUGGUCUGCCAUCACCUCAGCUGUGUCGGAAUCCGUCACUUUAGACAGAGACAAAUGCAUGUUCAUUAGCUUGUCUUUUAGAUGAACCGGCUUCUGUGGAAAUCCUGAGUGCUAACACUUCCAGCAAGACUGAUGCUAGCUCUUGUCACCAUGGAGACAUUACUUCGUGCCAAGUGUUUUCAGCGCCUCGCAAUCCCUGGUUCUGUGAGAGUACUACAUAAAGAUUACAGAACAGUUUCACCUCAGAAUUUUUCCAAUUAUGAAUCUAUGAAACAGGAAUUCAGACUGGAGAUUCCAGAGUAUUUCAACUUUGCUAAAGAUGUCCUGGACGAAUGGACCAAUGUGGAAAAGGCUGGAAAGAGACCUUCCAAUCCAGCCUUCUGGUGGAUAAAUGGAAAUGGAGAAGAAGUGAGAUGGAGUUUUGAGGAACUGGGAUCUUUGUCUAGGAAAUUUGCCAAUAUACUUACAGAAGCCUGUUCCCUGCAAAGAGGAGAUAGAGUAAUUGUGAUUCUUCCCAAGAUCCCAGAAUGGUGGCUUGCAAAUGUAGCCUGUCUGCGAACAGGGACAGUUUUAAUUCCAGGAACCACUCAGCUGACCCAGAAAGACAUUCUCUACAGACUGCAGUCUUCGAAAGCCAAGUGCAUUAUUACCAACGAAGUUUUAGCCCCAGCAGUAGAUGCUGUUGCAUCUAAAUGUGAAAAUCUGCACUCCAAGCUAAUUGUGUCUCAGAAACCCAAAGACGGUUGGGGGAACCUCAAGGAGAUGAUGAAACAUGCCAGUGACAGCCACACCUGUGUGAAGACAAAACACGAUGAGAUGAUGUCCAUUUACUUUACCAGUGGAACAAGCGGAUCCCCUAAAAUGACUGGACACACUCAUAGCAGUUUUGGUUUAGGAUUAUCUGUAAAUGGAAGGUUCUGGCUGGAUUUGACUCCUUCAGAUGUGAUAUGGAAUACCUCAGACACAGGCUGGGCAAAGUCGGCAUGGAGUAGUGUCUUUUCUCCAUGGAUCCAGGGAGCAUGUGUAUUUGCACAUUAUUUGCCACGUUUCGAGCCAACUUCCAUCUUGCAAACACUUUCCAAGUUUCCCAUCACAGUCUUCUGUUCAGCACCAACUGCAUACCGAAUGCUUAUACAGAAUGAUAUGACCAGCUAUAAAUUUAAAAGCUUAAAGCACUGUGUGAGUGCUGGUGAACCAAUCAAUCCUGAAGUGACUGAACAAUGGAGAAAAAGGACAGGUCUGGAUAUCUAUGAAGGAUACGGACAGACUGAAACGGUGCUAAUCUGCGGAAAUUUUAAGGGAAUGAAAAUUAAGCCUGGCUCAAUGGGAAAGCCGUCUCCUGCUUUUGAUGUUAAGAUUUUAGAUGUAAAUGGCAAUGUUCUACCUCCUGGACAAGAAGGAGAUAUUGGCAUUCAAGUUCUACCUAACCGACCAUUUGGCCUUUUUGCUCAUUAUAUAGAUAAUCCUACAAAAACAGCUUCAACACUACGAGGCAAUUUCUACAUCACUGGGGACAGGGGCUAUGUGGAUGAAGAUGGCUAUUUCUGGUUUGUUGCAAGAGCAGAUGAUAUCAUAUUGUCCUCUGGUUACAGAAUUGGACCAUUUGAGGUGGAAAGUGCCCUGACUGAGCAUCCUGCUGUUGUAGAGGCUGCUGUUGUCAGCAGCCCAGACCCCGUCAGGGGAGAGGUAGUAAAGGCUUUUAUUGUUCUGGCCCCUGAUUACAUGUCACAUGAUCAAGAACAACUAAAAAAGGAGAUUCAGGAGCAUGUAAAAAAAACUACAGCACCUUACAAAUAUCCCAGAAAGGUGGAAUUUGUUCAAGAGCUGCCAAAGACUAUCAGCGGGAAGAUCAAAAGAAAUGAACUGAGGAAGAAAGAAUGGGAAAAAAUUUAAAUCUGUUCUAUUAUUUAUCACAGUAUCUAUAAAACAAAGAUUCUGUCAAAACCACAAGAGUAUAGGGAGGUGAUGACAAAUGUGGUAAUAUAUUUAUAAGUUGUUGAUUUAAAAUAUCUUGUGGUUGGGACACCUGGCUGGCUCAGUCAGUCGGGAUGUAACUCUUGAUAUCAGGGUUCUAA